This is a messenger RNA of Malaclemys terrapin pileata, 1554 nucleotides long. Its product is annotated as olfactory receptor 1009-like. Gene Ontology annotation, cellular component: membrane. Gene Ontology annotation, molecular function: G protein-coupled receptor activity; olfactory receptor activity; odorant binding. Gene Ontology annotation, biological process: sensory perception of smell; G protein-coupled receptor signaling pathway. NCBI's taxonomy places the organism in Eukaryota, Metazoa, Chordata, Testudines, Emydidae. The record is from RefSeq and is a predicted model, not a curated record.
AUGUCAGCGGCGGAGCCAGGGAGAGAUGCGAAUCACACUGCAGUGAUGGAAUUCAUCCUUCUGGGGUUUGGAAGAGGUCCAGGGCUCCAGGUGGUCCCUUUUGUGAUGUUCUUGGUGAUUUACAUAAUAACUGUGCUAGGAAACACCAUCCUGGUCCUCAUCAUUACAGCCAACUCUCGCCUUCACACCCCCAUGUACUUCCUCCUCAUGAAUCUGUCACUCUUAGACCUCUGCUACUCCUCUGUCAUUGCCCCCAGAGCCAUGGUGAGCUUUCUAACAGACACCAAAACCAUUUCCUACAGGGGAUGUGCCACCCAAUUCUUCUUCUUUGCUCUCUUUGUCACUACUGAGACAUUCAUCCUGACAGCCAUGGCAUACGAUCGAUACACCGCCAUCUGCAACCCACUCCUGUAUCCCACCACCAUGUCCAAGCCAGUCUGCAUUCAACUGGUGGUGGGGUCCUAUCUCUGUGGCAGCAUGAACGCCAUGGUGCAAACAGGCUUCACCUUUACUCUUCACUUCUGUGGCUCUAAUGAGAUCGAUCACUUCUUCUGUGAUGUUCCACCCCUGCUAACCCUCUCAUGCACCGACACAUACAUCAAUCAAAUGCAAGCAACUGCUAUGGAAAACUGCACUGCGGUGUCUGAGUUCAUCCUGGAAGGAUUCAGAGACCAUCCAGAGCUUCAAAUCAUCCUCUUUGUGGUCUUCUUAGUACUGUAUGUCACCACCCUGGUGGGCAACAGUGGUAUGAUCGCCAUCAUUAGUGCCGACACCCAUCUCCACACUCCCAUGUACUUUUUCCUCAGGAACUUGUCCUUCUUGGACCUGUGCUACUCCUCUGUAAUUGCCCCCAAAGCCCUGGCCAGCUUCUUCACCCAGAACCAGACUAUUUCUUACACAGGAUGCAUGGCCCAGUUGCUGUUGUUUUCCCUCUUCAUCACUACUGAAGGGUUUCUCUUGGCUGUCAUGGCCUAUGACCGCUUCAUUGCCAUCUGUUACCCACUCCUCUACCCCAUUAUGAUGUCCAGGAAGUCUUGCCAGCAACUGGUGGCUGCAUCCUACACCUGCGGCUGUGCCAAUGGAGUGAUACAGACUAGCUUCUCCUUCCGGUUGCGGUUCUGUGGGAGCAGCCAAAUAAACUUCUUCUGUGACGUCCCCGCUGUCAUGAAGGCCUCGGUCACUGACACAUACGUAAAUGAGGUUGUGAUGUUUGCACUCUGCAAUGUCAUCAUAGUCAUCACCACAGUGGCAAUAUUUACUUCCUAUGCCUACAUCCUUUCCACCAUCCUCAAGACCCGCUCUGCGGAGGGUAGGUAUAAAGCCUUCUCCACCUGCGCCUCCCAUAUGAUGGCUGUGAGUCUCUUCUAUGGGACGGUCUUCUUCAUCUAUGCCCAGCCAGCUGCUAUAUCCACUCCAAACCAGAGCAAAAUGGUGUCCGUGUUCUACACCCUGGUGAUCCCCAUGCUAAAUCCCCUCAUCUACAGCCUGAGGAACAAGGACGUGAAAGAGGGUCUGGGGAGGAUGAUGGGGAAGAGGCUUUUUCCAAUGAACUAA